Molecule: messenger RNA, 1605 nt
Organism: Mangifera indica (mango)
Lineage: Eukaryota; Viridiplantae; Streptophyta; Magnoliopsida; Sapindales; Anacardiaceae
Product: GDSL esterase/lipase At4g10955-like
Exons: 4
Coding region: 415-1464 (349 amino acids)
Biological process (GO): lipid metabolic process
Source: RefSeq, a predicted model, not a curated record
UUUGUUUUUGUUCCCACCAAACUCCUCUAAUUCAGAUCAUGCUUUCCUUUAAAUCUCCGUUCUUCAAUUCUUCUCUGCCACUCUCAGAAUUCAUCAAAUUUCAGUGCUUUUGUUUAAUCUCUGGAAAAUCGAAACCUCUUCUUGUUUAAACGUAAACUGGACAUGGUCAGAUGCGAAAGAGUCAAUGUUAUGAGACAUUUUCUGAAACUUCAGUAAACUGAAUAUGGUCAGAUGCGAAAGAGUCAAUGUUAUAAGACACUGAGUGUUAAUAUGUGUGGAUACAUUCUUCUUCGAGUUCAUGCAUGACCGAUUACAGAAGAUCCCUUGGUUGGUUGUUGAAUGGAUAAACAAUUCAGAACGUUCUUUUGGAGAUUUUUCUAGGGUUAUCAUCCCUGAAAUCUGGUAGAGGGUAUUAUGGAAAAAAGGGAAACGGGAAAAGGAGAGGCAGUGGCAUCUGUAAAGGAAAUUUUUGGCCUUUCGGGACCUUUAUACCUCACUGCUGUUGAUUGGGAAAAUUUUAAUCACAGAAGAUCAGUUGCCGCAAGCUUGGUCCAAGGAGUGUCCAUUCAAGAACGGGACCGCCAACAGAGCCGCCAAGGCCACCAAUCUCAAGCUUCUCCAUGGUGGAACUUCUUCCACUUUCAAUUAAUCAGCCCACUUAUAGAUGAGGUUGAUUCCUCAAUCUUUGGCGCAAUUUAUCAAUACAAGCCAUUUGUUUUUCAUCACAAGGCCCCAAAAUAUGUUAUUGCCUUCCGAGGUACCCUAAACAAGCCAGAUUCCAGAUUAAGGGAUUUCAAGCUGGACAUCCAAGCCAUCCGCAGCAAACUUCAUCAAAGCUCCCGCUUUCAUCUGGCAAUGCAGGCUGUCCAAGAUGUAGUUGCAGUAGAAGGAGCAGCUAAUAUUUGGUUAGCUGGGCAUUCUCUAGGAUCAGCUAUAGCGUUGCUUCUGGGGAAGAAAAUGACCAGGCUAAAUUAUCCUAUUGAGACUUACCUUUUCAACCCACCAUUCGUUUCUCUCCCCAUAGAAAGUAUUGGUAAUCCAAUGGUGAAGCAAGGGAUUCGCAUUGCAAACAGUGUUAUUAAAGCUGGAAUUGCUGUUGCUGUGAAAGGCAAACACCAUAAUUCCCAAAGAGAUGGCUCUUUUUUUGCUUUAUCUAACUGGGUUCCUUACCUAUUUGUUAACCCAGCUGAUCAUAUUUGCUCUGAAUAUAUUGGUUAUUUUGAGCAUAGGAAAAAGAUGGAGGAGGUUGGAGGUGCAAAGAUUGAGAGACUUGCAACACAAAUUUCUUUAGGGAAUAUGAUAUUUGGUGUGCGAGAGAGGGAUUGCGAGCCCUCACAUCUGCUGCCUUCAGCUUAUCUGACUAUUAAUAUGAUUCAGACUCCGGAUUUUAAACGAGCUCACGGCAUUCACCAGUGGUGGGAUCCAAGUUUUCGUGGCCGGUCGGAGCUUCACCUGUUUAGGUAAUGUAUGGUAUUUUCUCUUGCUAGGAUCGCUUGGUGAAAGAAUUCUGUUUAAACAGGCUGAACGAAUCUGGUGGGAAAAUGUCAUGUGCACUUAAUUUUAAGUAUUCAAAUAAUAUUUUAUUAUGUGAUUAUAUAUUUUUUA